This is a messenger RNA of Exophiala spinifera, 447 nucleotides long. Its product is annotated as methionine-R-sulfoxide reductase. The transcript has 2 exons. The record is from RefSeq and is a predicted model, not a curated record. NCBI's taxonomy places the organism in Eukaryota, Fungi, Ascomycota, Eurotiomycetes, Chaetothyriales, Herpotrichiellaceae. Gene Ontology annotation, biological process: protein repair; response to oxidative stress. Gene Ontology annotation, molecular function: peptide-methionine (R)-S-oxide reductase activity. Bases 1 to 447 code for a protein of 148 amino acids.
AUGUCGUAUCCCGACGGACGUUCCGACGACGAGUGGAGAGCGGUUUUGAAUAAAGAACAAUUCCGCGUCCUGCGUGAAAAGGGUACCGAAGCCCCCUUCACAGGCGAGUUCGACAAACACAUGCCCUCGGCCGGCGUGUACACUUGCGCCGGCUGCAACGCGCCCCUGUACAAGGCCAACCACAAGUUCAAGUCCGGGUGCGGCUGGCCCGCGUACUUUGACAGCAUCCCCGGCGCCGUCACCCGGCACACGGACAACAGCUUCGGCAUGGAGCGGACCGAGAUUGUGUGCAGUAACUGCGGCGGACACCUGGGACAUGUCUUCAAGGGCGAAGGCUACCCGACGCCGACGGACGAGAGGCAUUGCGUCAACAGUAUCAGUUUAAAGUUUCACGAGAAGGAAGACGGAAGUGAUGACAAGCCCGCGGGGAAUGGAGACGCCAAGUAG